UUAAUAGGGGUGUAGCUUUUGCUGUGUAUGAGAAUGGCGUGAGACCAUGCUGUGCUUGGGUAAUUUCUGUUUUUCUGUGCUAAGGUGAUAGUCUGGACCCUGUGAUGUGCCAGAUGUGUAUGGCUGUAGGAGUUACAGGGUACUGAGGCUGGUGUGUCGCGUCUGGUGCUGGUGGAAUGGUCAGAAGGUCUGUACUUGCUCCCUUCUGCUGCUGGUUGUUGCAGGAUAGGAAUGCAGUCAGUGUAGGUACCUUUACUUCACGGUUUCUGCAGUAGCCACUGUUCAGAACGUAGUGUUAAGGGAUGACAUUUAUCAGUCUGUGCUGUGUGGUGGAUGUGAAGAUGCCCCUUCAGCAAAGGAGAAUAAUCCUUAGUAGUUCCAGUGUACAAGAGCAGUUACUAUCAGGCUUAAGUGUCAGGUGGCAUAUGCAAGUGUUGCGUGUCUGUUUGAGAUCCAGAUCAUAAGUAGAUUUUGCUUAGAGCAUACCACGGAUGUGACAACUUUCUUUCUGUUUGUUGGAGGGAGAUACAGACACACACAGACACACAGAACAUGCCUGUAUUCUUUAUCACUCUUCCCUGGUGCCCUAGGAGCUGUUGCAGAGUACUGCCCAGCACCCCAGCAGAGUGAUGGACAGCAAGUGGCUUCCUGCCGGUUGGACUGCACUGAAGUCCUGGGGAAUGCUGUUAAAGAUGGAUGCAGUGGCCUGCUGUCAGAUUUUGUCUGCAUAUGUGUGUAUUCAGCUUGAAAGGACUGGGAUUGAUAAGGAAACACUUCCUUACUGUGAGGCUAACUGAGUGCUGGAAAAGGUUGCCGAGAGGUUGUGGAGUCUCCCUCCCUGGAGAUAGUUGAGAGCCAUCUGGAUGUUGUCCUGGGCAGCCUGCUGAAGGUGCCCCUGCUUGAGGGGAGAGGUGGGAUGAGGUUCCUGCUAACAUCAACCAUUCUGUGAUUUCAUGAAAAUAGCUUUGUUCUCUGAAGUUACAUGUGGCUGCUUUUGAGCGACUCAUUUUAACUAAAAACUGUGUGUGUAGACAGGCUCAGAAGGAUGAAGACAUCAGUGUCUGCAGGGAGCACAAUUAACUGGGAGACGGAUGGAAUCUCGUUUAGAAUUCAAAUCACUGUGAAAGAACUGCUGGAUACAGAUGUACUUUUAAAGUUGUUAUUUCAUUUACCAGUCAAUUAUCCAUCAACUGUACCAGAUAUUUCUGUUAACUCAGACCAGCUUACAAGGGCCCAAUGUAUGGAUGUGAAAGAUAAAUUACUUGAACAAGCAAAGAAGCAUCUUUCUGAACCCAUGGUACAUGAUCUGAUUCUUUGGAUACAGCAGCAUCUUAAAGAUGUCAUUAAGCAAUCAGCAACAGUUUGCAACGAAAAAACUACUUUGUCAAAAGGAGCAAGUGCAGAAGAUGGUAUCUGGAUGCUCCUUUUGCAUUUAGAUCACAUGAGAGCAAAGGCAAAAUACGUGAAAACUGUGGAAAAAUGGGCUUCAGAUCUAAGGCUGACUGGAAGACUGAUGUUCAUGGGCAAGAUAAUAUUGAUUCUUCUUCAGGGUGACAGGAGCAGCAUUAAGGAGUAUUUGAUUCUUCAGAAAACUUCUAAGGUAGAUGUGAACUCAAGCGGAAAGAAAUGCAAAGAGAAAAUGAUGAGUGUACUGUGUGAGACAGAAGUACAGUCACAGCAUAAAAGGUUUCAGAAAUUUGAAGUCAAAGAAUACUCAACACUGAAGGAGCUACAAAAGGAAUUUGAAACUGCAGGACUUACAGCUCUUUUCUCUGAGUUUGUGCCUCCUCUCUUAAAAUAAAAUUAAAAGAAAACAUGGGACCUUUGACCGAAGCAGUAGUUGACUGCAGAUGCAGAUGGAAGACAAAAAGACUAAUGUGGCAGAUGUUUUUUGCAAAAAGUGCCAGAGAAGUAGUCAUCCUCUUGCAAGAAGAAGGCAAUUCAUCAUUAAGAGUUGAUAAUUUUUUGACAUUUAUGUAUUAAUAACUUUUUCUAAGUAAUAUGAAGUUAUAUGUGAUAAUUGCAUGGCAAACAUGAGAGACUGGGAAGAAAUAAUGUUUUAAAAAGUCUUCUAGUCAGACUGUCUGUGUUUUUCAAUGUUUUGUUUCUUCUCUCUCAUGGUAGAGUUUGUUGAUAAUGGUCUGCUAGAAAGCAUGAUUAAUUUUACUUUGGAAGAUUAUAUGAAGAUAUUUCUAUAUAAAAACAUACCAAACACAGAUUUGAAUAUGGGAGGACAGCAUACACUUAAUAUUCCUUAGGAGUUCAUCUGCUAACUUUUCAUUCUCCAUUUAAUUGACUAUAAAUGCUAGACUGUUGAUUUAAAGAAAAAUCUCAUGUCACUUCGGACCUGAAAAAAACUUAGAAGUGUCUUUUUGAAUGUUAGUUUUAAUUCUAAAAUGUAUAAAAACACCCAAGUGGAGAAUUUAAAUUCAUUAAAAGCUAAGGUGAAACCAAUUGUAAUAUUUGCUUUGAUAGUUUACAGAUUCCUUUUUGCAUUUUAUCUGUUUUUACUGUCUGUGCAUCUUUAGAUAUCUUGAUUCAGUUUAACUGUCAGAGCUGCACGUAUACAGACUUCUAUCUCUCAAGACUUUGGCCAAGUGAUUUAUGUUUUUUUGGUGUGUUUUUGUUUGUUUAUUUGUUUGGGUGGUGUGUUUGUUUGGUGUUUUUUGUUUGUUUGGUUUUUGGAUUGGUCACUGGCCUUGGCCAGCUUAUAGGGUUUUUUUAAUCAGUAGUCUGUGUUUUACAUUAGUAUAAUGUUACAAAUUAUGUACAUAACUUUAUAAACUAUGCAAGUUGUGCAAGUUCUGUUUGCCUAGGGAAAAUUGGAUACUUAUUUCUUACAAUUAUUAGUGUCAUUUGAUUUCUGUUUUACCUGACACCAUUCUCUAGCCAGGCUAGAUAAAUUAUCUGGUAAUAAAAGUUUUGCUGUCAUGAAUUUCGCAGUAAGUAGCAGUGCCAUUUCAAUUGGUUUUAGCGUGCAGCUAAACAUAUGCUUUACUGCUCUCUGAAACUCACUCCUGCCUCAUGUAUUCUUUGUAAACUAAACAGAUUUGAUCAAUUCAGUAUAAAUUAAUUUAUCUCCAUUGUACUAGGGGAAAACCAGGACAAUUUGGUUAGUUUCUGUCCUGGAAAAUCAUUAUGUAAGAUAUGAUUUCCAGUUUCAUACUCAGACUGUGAAGUCAUACCUCUUUCUUCAUAUCUCCUAGAAAAGCAACUAAAGCAAACUAGUAAGACUUUUAGGUUUUACUUUUUUUAGGUUUUGUUUGUUUUUUUUUUUAGGUAUCAAAUGCAUAAGGAGUUGUAGACUACUGGAGAGUUUCUGAAGUUUUUAAGGAGUUUGGUAAUUUUCCUAAUAUAGAGUGUCUCAAGUAGAUAUGUUGCAUGUUAUUUUGUGCACUGAUGAUUAUUUAAUGACAUAGUAGCAAAAGUUCUUAAUGAGUCUUUCAUGUUUAGCACAUAUAAUACUUCAGGCACAGUAGAAAACAGGCUGGGUUGAACAGGUUUUACAAAUCUGUUCUAGAUUAUUUUGAAAUGGCUUCCUGAGAGAUAGGAAUCUAAUUUUCUAUCAUUUUAAGUGCACGUGAAGAUGAAUUCUUACUUUUAUAAAGAAGAAUGAAACAGAAGUAUCUUUAAAAUAUUAAAAUAACAUGUAUUUUGAAUUAAAGUUUCCAGAAUUGAGCUGUUCUCAGGUAAAAUACCUAUAUUGAAAAACUGUGUGUCAGUGGAGUAUGGUCUUGAAAAGUUGCAGGGGCUCUCUCCUUAUACUAUGCCACAGAUCUGGCAAGUAUCAAAUGCAAGAAAAGGCCUAUGCAUGUAUAAUAAGAAAACAUAAUCAGUAUCUUUCUGCAAAACUAAAUGUUGUAAGGUUUUGCCAGAUGGAUUUCAUGUCCUCAGCCAGAUCUUUACUUUAAAGCCCUCCAGUUUUCUGGAACGAGAAUAGUAAGGUACUUCAGCACAGUUUAUAUCACAAUAUUUUGCCAUUAAAAUCUACCUGGGGCCUUAUCCAACAUGCAUAUAAAUCUGUUUUAUAUGCUUUCUGUUGCUUUCGGGAAUAGGGUUGAAUACCGUACGUACUCAUGUGAUCUCAAACUGCACAUGACUUAAAAAAUAAUUGAGGCAUAAGUUGUGGUCAUCUUUCUUGCAAGAUUAGAUGCAGACUCACUAAUUUUUUUUUUCCCUACAGAAAAGUCACUGUAAUUAGCUUCACAAGAAAAGCUAUUGGUAGGGUUAGUGGUUAUAUUAUAUUAUAUUAUAUAUAAUAUAAACUGAUGUAUUUUCUUGAGCAUUAUUGCCUGAUCCCUUCUUGAUCAACUGUUUGGCCAGAGGUAGUAUUCUGCAACAACCAAUUAAAAAUAAAUAAAUAAAAAAGAAUUCUGUGUUUCAGGAGUUGUAAAAUGCAGUUCAUACAGUGGAUUUUUAUUAUAGUUAAAUUUGUUACUCACUAGCUUACACUGGACAAAUCCACAAGUUCGCUGCAGGAAAGGACUGCAGGUUUUUUGGUUGGUUUGAUGUGCUUCAGGAGAAUUACAAAUCUGAUCAGCUUGAUACUGUUCAGACAGCAGAGAACAUGAAAACGGAUGUCAGUCUGAUUCUGUUAAAGCAAAUGCUUUUGCCUACCCAUCAAUCACUCACUUAUUUUGAAGGGUAGGAGGAUAUCUUCUGUUCAGACGAGUAAACAAUAUUUUUAAAGGCUGUUCUUUUGGAAGGAUGUUGCAGCUGUCUGUUAACUGAUGGUUUGUUUGCAUUUAUUGUAAAAAGAGAUGGGCAAGCCUGUGAGCCCCUAGGGCACAAAAGUCAUAAAAAUAGGUAUUGUGGUGCAUGUUCUGCCCUCCAAGGGAACUGAAGCGGACAUAGAAGAAGAACAAAACAUGCAUAUACAGAAAAACAAAAUGCAGGAAAAAGUCAAAACUCUUGAGAAUUGUUACAGAAUGCCUAUCAGAGUUUAAAAAGUUUGUGAAGCGUAUGUAGCUAUCAGAAUCUGACAAUUCAGUUGCAAGGGAGAAAAAAUCCACACAUUAAAAAUGAUUUAACAAAUAAGAAGCUAGAUUUCUUGUGGAUAUUGUGUUAUAAAUAGUUCUUCAAGAUGCACGGUUAGUAAAGCCUUGUUUCUGGUGGCCUGUCUUGUUUCUAAACAAUGACACACAUGAAGCCUUCCCUGCAGAAGAUACAUUCCUGAUGGUGUUGUCCCAGGUGGGUUCCCCAGUGCCUGGUGUUGAUUGUGCACAAAUUGAUUAUUGUUUACAUGAAUCUUUAGAGUAUGGAUAGCAUUCUUUCACCUGUUACCUUGUUCAUCAAAGUUGUAGGUACUUGGUUUCUUUCAGGUUGUUAGCCUAUCAUUUUAAUUGAAAAGAGUUAAAUUCAAAGGUUCUAGGAGAACUUUGUAGUAUAAACAUGCAUGCUUCUGUACAGACACCACAGAUACAUAACCAUGGUUUCCUUUGAAAAUCAGGCUAAAAUGAAAGAUGUUGCAAUAGGACUGACAACUUGAAGAAUCAAGUUUUUAGGACAAAACUGAGAUUUGGUUGGUCUUUUUGAAUACCUUGGCGUAUUAAGUGUGAAGAAAAUAAAUAUUGGGUUAAGAAGACAAGAAAGAUCCAGAGGAGGGAAGUAACUUUAAUAGAGGACAUCAUCAGUAUUGUGAAUUCACCUGCUUUUCGUAUUUAGUCUCAUUAAUUAAUUAGCACCCCCCACUCUGAUCUGUUAUUUGAUGUUGCAGGGAGGACAGGACACUGUAAGAACUCAUAUAUGAAAAUCCCUGACGUAAUCAAUUAAAAGUAAUUGAAAGUAGAUUGAAAGUAUAUUGUUUUGUGAAUAAGGCUGAUUUUUGUGGUUUUGUAGUUCUAUCUCAUUUUCCUAUAAUAAGAUCAUUUGUCUCUUAUUUCUGUUGUGCAUGAUGCAGAAAACCCACACAGAUUAGUAUAAAUUAUAUGUAGAAGUACUGUAAUGAGCCUAAAGAAACUUCUUAGUGGAAAAAAUAUUUUGUUUAUGUUGUUUCCUUUAAAAAUAGUUUAAUAAACCCUGCAUAUGGGUGAUUUAGAA
This is a messenger RNA of Myiozetetes cayanensis, 6039 nucleotides long. It is a transcript of the gene RWDD3, whose product is annotated as RWD domain containing 3. Gene Ontology annotation, molecular function: protein binding. Gene Ontology annotation, biological process: positive regulation of hypoxia-inducible factor-1alpha signaling pathway; positive regulation of protein sumoylation. The transcript has 4 exons. Bases 1046 to 1801 code for a protein of 251 amino acids. The record is from RefSeq and is a predicted model, not a curated record. NCBI's taxonomy places the organism in Eukaryota, Metazoa, Chordata, Aves, Passeriformes, Tyrannidae.